AAUCUUGUUUCCCCGCCUCCAAGGGCUCGGCUGCACCUCUCCUGAGGCUGCGCGGCGCAUUCGGCUCUGGAACCCUUCCCAAACAGGAGGCAGCCGGCCUCCCUACGAGCUCAGGCCGCCGCCGCCACUGGGGGCUCCGAAGGAAGGAAGGGGCGAGCGGUGACGGCAGCAGCUGCGGCUGCGCAGGGCGCUCGUCACGGCCUCGGCUGGACUGGCGGCUGGAGGAGGAGGAGGAGGAAGGCGAAGGAGGCUGGCGGGCGCCUGCUGUCCUCCCCGCCUCGGGGGUCGUGGCGCAGGCGAAGCCCUUGGGAGAGGCAGCGGCUUGGGGACUUGUCACGGGGCUCCCGCGCCAUCCGGCUUGGCGGGCCGGCCCGGGAGGCGGCGGCGGCGGCGGCGGCGGGAGCGGCAGGAGCCUCGGGGCUCCCCAGCGGGGCUGGCGGCGUGAAUGAAAGUUUGGUCCGAAUUCCGCGCCGGGGACUCUAAUCGUCAUGUUAAGAUAAAGCAGAAAGGUGCCGUGCUGAACAUGCUAAAAAAGUUAGACAAAAUAAGGUUCAGAGGUCACAAGAGAGAUGAGUUCCUUGAUAUAGCAGAGUCUCCCAAUGCUUCAGACACUGAGUGCGGAGAUGACGUCCCUAUGAAAAUACCUCGUACAUCAGGAAAAGACAGUGAUGAACUGAGAGACCCUGCUGGUCCUGGGACCAUCAACAUGGCUUCAGGGGUCCAGGAUUAUAAUCGGACAGAAUCUGAUAGAUUAAAUGAAAUCAAAGGCCAUCUGGAAAUUGCCUUGCUGGAAAAACAUUUUUUGCAGGAGGAGCUCAGGAAGCUUAGAGAAGAAACAAAUGCUGAAACAUUGAAACAAGAACUAGAAAAAGAACGUCAGAGGAGGAUAGAACUGGAACAAAAAGUCAAUGAAAUACUCAAAACAAGAACAGAAGACCCACCUCCUGCUCCGCUUCCUGUGAAAGCACAGACACAAGCCAAUGGAACAGAUAAACGUAGCAACAUGAUGUGUUCAAGAGUUCAGAAAUGGGUUUAUGACAGAUUUGGGGAAUACAUCGAAGACUUCAGAUUUCAGCCAGAAGAAAACACCAUAGAAACAGAAGAGCCACUUAGUGCUAGAAGACUUACUGAAAAUAUGAGACGAUUAAAGAGAGGUGCCAAACCUGUUACGAAUUUUGUGAAGAAUCUUUCUGCCUUAUCAGACUGGUAUUCUAUCUACACUUCUGCUAUUGCCUUUAUUAUCUACAUGAAUGCUGUAUGGCAUGGCUGGGCCAUUCCUAUGUUCUUAUUUUUAGCAAUUUUGAGGUUAUCCCUAAAUUACCUUAUAGCCAGGGGGUGGAGAAUACAGUGGAGUAUUGUGCCUGAAGUUUCUGAACCUAUUGAACCUCCAAAGGAAGACCUUACAGUGUCAGAAAAGUUCCAGCUUGUUCUGGAUGUGGCACAAAAAGCACAGAAUCUGUUUGGCAAGAUGUCAGACAUAUUGGAAAAAAUUAAAAACUUGUUUAUGUGGGUCCAGCCGGACACAACCCAGAAGCUGUAUAUAGCCCUGUGGGCGGCUUUUAUUGCAUCCUGCUGCAUUCCAUACAGGAUUAUUGGGCUUGCAAUGGGACUUUAUGCAGGAAUCAAAUUUUUUCUUAUUGAUUUCGUCUUCAAGCGAUGCCCAAGAUUGCGAGCGAAGUAUGAUACACCUUAUAUCAUUUGGAUAAAUUUGCCCACAGAUCCUCAGCUCAAAGAGAGGACUAAUGCAACAGUUUCAAGAAGGUACAAAGUCCUUUCGGUUCUCCCAGGAUCUGGGAUGGGUAUUGCAGUCUCAACACCAUCUACACAGAAACCUUUAGUGUUUGGUGCCAUGGUACACAGAGAUGAAGCUUUUGAGACCAUUUUCAGCCAGUAUAUGAAGAUAACUUCAGCAGCAUCCUCCAGCGAAAGCUAGUACAUCACGAUGGCUGGUUCUUCUAGGGGACUUCCUUUUUUAAAAUUUGGUUUACUCUCUUGGUUGUGGGAGAAAAGGUGGAACACCCUUCAUCAGUUCUGCAAUAAUUUCCUUCAUUGCACAUACCUUGCAUUACAUAAACAUAUUUUAUAUAUGCCUUCAUGUUUUUGUUUUUUAAAGCUUUUGUAAAAAAAAAACAAAAAAGGAAAAAAGAAAGUGCUAUCAUCACUUUUCGCCUUGCACAUUAAGCACUUUUAAUGUUUAUUUACUGGCAUUUAGAAAAAUUAUAGGAAGGUAUUUGGCACAAUUAGUGGAGGGUAGACCGAGGGAAAUGCCUUUCCCAGCCCUAGAAUCCCAGGAUAUGGUUGUACAUUCUGUUCUUCCUCUGCUGGCAGUCCUGCACUCAGCUGUAUAUGUACAAGUCCAGUUGUGGAAUUCAUAUAUGCACAAUUGGAUACAGGAUUACAGUCAGACAUUGUAAAACAAGUUAAUGUGCUUUUGAAGGUCACUCUUUUGCUGAACUAAUCAAUAGAUAAAUAUUAGUUGAAGGUAUGAAUAUCAGUAGUUGUGCUUCAGACAAACUUUCUUACCAGCUACUGUACCUUUUCAAUUGGACAAGGCAAAGCUGUUGUCCUUCCUGCUGGCUGGGUUUCUGGCAUGGCAAAUUAUGUGGUAUUUCUGAGGGAAAAGCUUGAAAUCUUGCAUUUGGUAAUCUUCUGGCCGUUAGAUAUGUCAGGCCAGUGGUAUUUCUGGAAUAUUUAAGAGCACUUCUUGGCGGAAGUUUUGUGAAAAGGAAUUACUCCUUAGCAGAGAGCAGGGUAUGUUCCUUCCCCUCCUUCCCCACCCUGGGUACCCAUAAUAAAGGCACUUUGCUAAUGUAAUAAAUGUUGUUCCUGUUUCAAUGGGGAACAUCAUUUGGGGCAGAUUUAAUUGUGGAUCUUUAUUUUAAGGACCUUUUUAGAUAAUACAGAACAGUAUGACUCCUCUGUCUUCACAGGUUUGCUGAAAUUGGGUUUUCUUCCUUUAAAUUCAGCAGUGCAAAUAUUUUAAAGUCAUGAAAACUUGUGUUCUAUGUAGUAAGGGCUCACCUUGAGAGUCUCAACUGCCAAGACUCAUAAUUCAUAAUCAGACCUUCCCAGCAUUUUUAAAAGACAGAGAGCAGAUUUAUGGGACCAUGGUUUUGGACUGAGGCUCUGAUAUAGGGAGAAGAAGAGGUUUAACUCUUCUAACCUGUGUGGGUUUACCAAUGAAAACAUACAAACACAACCCACAGUGCUUUUAGGCAGCAGAAGAGCAGUGUGUGUGUGUGUGUGAGAGAGAGAGAGCGAGAGAGAGAGAGGCCUCUCAGCCACAAAAGAAGAUGCAGAGACCCAAAAGCAUGGAUCUGUGUAUAGUGUAGGUGUGAAUAAAAGGAUGAGUGGACAAAAGGUGGACAGGAAGGAAGGAGAAGAAGGGGAAGCCCCCCUAACCCUCCUAACCUGACACCCUAACAAGGACUUAAGAACGUAAAGGGAAAGCAUGGAUGUUGCAUCUAUGCAAAAUGGAUGUAUAUGUGUGUGUGUGAAGGGAACAAACACAAGAGAGAAAAAGGGUGCAAAAAGGGAGGGACACUAACCCUACAAACUAAACCCUAACCCUUUUCCUUUCCUUUUUGUCCCCCCCCCCCCCCCCGUUUAGAGCUCAAUACAGCCAUAUUGAGUAGUAGUUUUGAUUAGUGAAUUAAAGUGGAAGCUGGAUGGUUAAACAUUUGUUCCCUUGCUCUGGGGUCUUGAUCCAAACUGGAAUUUCCCCCUGAAAAACAUGCUUGGAAGAUCUGAUCAUGAAAUUCUCAGCAUUGCACCUAAUCAGGCCUCUUGAGUUCAGGUUUCUAUGUCAAACUAUCACUACUGGAAUGUCCAUGUUUAUUUCUCCCUCUUCUUUCUUAUUUUCAUGACGUGCCUGAUACACAGACAUGUCAGUUUCUUUUGCUUGUUACUGGAGCUUCUUGCCACCGUUCACUCUUCUUCCUUCUGUAACAAACUUUAUAUGUGGAAGUCGUGAAUCAAGAAAUCAUAAUCCAGCCAAUGUGUUACCUUUCAGUGUGUAAAAUGGAGCCUCAACAGCCUUUUUUUUUUUAAAUGACAACUUUGGGAAGUGAAGUAGUAGGAGAGCAUAAAUCUUUCUCACUGCCAUUUUGCCAUUGCAGUUCACUCACUUCCAGUUUACCUCUUGGGUGGGGGCUUGAUUUUGCUUGCUAAGAUGAACAUGCUACUGGAUGUUACAAGGAAGAUAAGUGUUGGAAAUGAAAUGAAGAGGAGACAUAAAAAUUAGGGAAAAGAUUGACCAUUUCCCCACUCUAAAUGGCCCUUUCCCCAAAUAAGUACUUCAUUAAAAAAAUACGUAAUGUCUAGUUAAACAUCCAUUUUACCUUGUCAGAAGAAUUCAGAUUCAGAAAAAUUAGUUUCUGGAUACUUUUGGUUCCUACUUGUGCCCGACAUUGUUUAUGUUUUUGAAUGCAUAAAGGAUAAAGUAAUCUUGAAAAAAAAAAGGUAGAUUUUCAUGUCCUAAGAGAAUCAAACAUGAUUGAUCAAUUCUGAAUUGUUCAUCACAAUCUACAACUUUGGUAAAACACAACUAUAUUAAUGAAACAAGUUCCCUCAGUAGCAAAAGUAUUAUGUUUCUGUAACCUAGGCAAUACAACUUAUUUUAAAAAAAUAAUUGGACCUUUGAUUUAUAUACAUUUUCAAAUAAAGUGGGUGAAAGUAUGAGGGACAGUGGUAAAUAAGCUUGAUUCCAUCUUUUAAAAAAGGUUUGUUGAACAUCAACCCAGCAGAUAAACAGAGUAGUACAUUGUGGAUAAAUAAGCAUUGAUUAACUUAAUGCCCUUGAUAUAACACAAAUCAGAAUCAUUAUGCAUUGAGUUUGGUUUGUUUUUGGAGUUUGUUUUGGAGGGGGAUAGAUCCUUUGGGUGUUCAUGAGAUUCUCUCUUUUUGAAAAACAGAUUAUAUUUUUUACAAAAUGAACAGUUUUUUUCUUAUUUUUGUAUCAUUUUUUCAAAUGUAAUUUUUACUGUCACUUAGAUCAUAAGAAUACUGGUUCUGGUGUAAAUCAGGUAACAGCACAUAUUACCUCCUCCCUUAGCAGCCAACUGAAGUAUUGUUCUAGAAUGUUGUUCCUUGAAAUCCUUUCCAGCUCUGACAUGAUGGCAAUGCCACAACACCUAAUCACUUGUAUUUUCAGAAGGGGAAUAAUAACACUAAGGAGAAGGUUCUGGAAUACAUAGUAGGUUUAAUUCUCCCUCCCCUCUUUGAUAUUUCCAAUACAGGUUUGUUUGGAAUAAUCUGCACUCUUAACAAUGCAAAUAUGAAAUCAGAAUUGUUCAUGUAAUAAAUGUUUUGCAAACUGUAAUGCAGUGAUGGUUUAUUCAGUAUCAAGGAACUGAGCAGGAUCUUUAAAGUGGAAGUGAUGCAUAUGACUGCACAUUUUUUUGCAAAGUUCAAAUUUAUGUUGUGCAAAAAACUGCUGUAAAAGUAGUUUCUGCUGUGUGAUAUGCCCUUAAUUCUACUGCUCCAAAAAUAGCUUGAGGACCUCUGUUUUUUCUUUCCUAUAUCUUGAAAUAUUUUAACAUUUGUCAUCUUAUUCUGUGUUUCUAUAACCAUUCUUCUGUAGUCUGAAUUCAUCUCCUAUCACGGAAUUUGCAGUAUGGUGCUACUGAAUGUAAAUUCAGUAGUUCUACUUAAUUGUGAAGUGUUAUUUUCCACAGCAUUUUUAUUUUUAAAAACUCCCAGUUCAUUCAUAUAUUUGUUGUGUAUAUGUAUUAUUCUUAUUACACCUGUGGCUUAUUGGUGAAUUCUUUGUAUUUAAUUCAAUAACUUCUUUACUGGAAGUGAAGUGGUCAAGUUUGAGAUCCUUUCUCAGCAACGAAGGAAGAUGAAAACUGAUCACAUAUAAUGGUUUCCCCUUUAAAUUUCCAGAAACAGAAGUUAUGUUUUAUGUAAGUACCCCUUUACUUUUGUGAGGCAAGAUUCGAUUAUUGGUGAGUAACGUAGCAACGUCAUACAUGCACAAAGCCAGUUCAUGAUUUCUGCAGACCAAAGCUGUGCAGAAGAUGGAAAUAUAACUAACUAUUGCAAACCUUUAAGCAAACAAACCUGGUAGUUUAUAACGAAGGAUGUACAUUUUUGGCAGAUGUUUGAUUUCUGCUACUAAUCACUAAUGGAUGUGAAAUAAUUUUUAUGUCUGAAGUUUGAGUCUAUAUUUUGAAGUUGUAAAUAGUUCAUUAGAAAUGUAACUUUUGUUCAUCAAGAGACUUGUACUGUAUGAAAAAAAUUUGCCCUGUACAUUUUUUAAGAGAAUCUUGUUUGUUUAAAAAAAUUGUGGGAAGGGGUCUUGGUAUAAAUUAUAAUUUUUAUUUAAAUAAAUUCUAAAAAUGCUUCAUGCUA
Sphaerodactylus townsendi is the source of this 6354-nucleotide messenger RNA. It is a transcript of the gene GRAMD4, whose product is annotated as GRAM domain containing 4. The transcript is spliced from 16 exons. The record is from RefSeq and is a predicted model, not a curated record. The coding region runs from base 446 to 1933 and encodes 495 amino acids. Gene Ontology annotation, biological process: negative regulation of toll-like receptor 9 signaling pathway; apoptotic process. Lineage: Eukaryota; Metazoa; Chordata; Lepidosauria; Squamata; Sphaerodactylidae.